AUGACGGAGCCGCAAAAAGACGUAGCGGGCGAUGAGCGCACUACCAAGAGCAAGGUGCUGGAAGCAGGUGCGGGCAUGACUCAGGAUUUCACGCCAGUAAAGAGUAUCUGCGCGCACCUCAACGCCUUUCACGUCUACGCCGACGACCCCAAGCGCUUCGUCGAGGCAAAUCACUACUGCAGUCAUUUGACAGAAGACGUCCGCCAGUGCAUCCUCUACGACAGCCCCAACCCAGGAGCCCGCCUCAUCGGGAUCGAGUACAUGAUCACCCCGAAGCUGUACGCCACGCUCGACGCCGAGGAGCACAAGCUCUGGCACAGCCACGUCUUCGAGGUCAAGUCGGGCAUGCUCAUCAUGCCGCAGCCGUCGGCGCUCGUGCCCACCGCCGCGUGGGAGCAGGCCGAGUCCGCCGAGAUGGAGGACGUGGUCGAGCUGUACGGCAAGGUCUACCACCUGUGGCAGGUGGACAGGGGCCACAAGAUCCCGCUGGGCGAGCCGAAGCUGAUGACGAGCUUCACCAAGGCCGAGCAGAUGCCGGACUUUGAGACGGUGGUGGGCGAGAGGGACUCUAGGUUUGGUGCCGCGGACUGGAGGAGGAAGAAGCAGAUUCGGGAGUACAUCAAGGAGCCUGAGAUUCAUCCUGAUGCUGAUGCCACUUGGAAACGAGCUUAG
Messenger RNA from Diaporthe citri, 672 nucleotides. RefSeq lists its product as uncharacterized. Bases 1 to 672 code for a protein of 223 amino acids. Lineage: Eukaryota; Fungi; Ascomycota; Sordariomycetes; Diaporthales; Diaporthaceae. The transcript has 3 exons. The record is from RefSeq and is a predicted model, not a curated record.